Messenger RNA from Chelmon rostratus (copperband butterflyfish), 4299 nucleotides. It is a transcript of the gene sh2d3cb, whose product is annotated as SH2 domain containing 3Cb. NCBI's taxonomy places the organism in Eukaryota, Metazoa, Chordata, Actinopteri, Chaetodontiformes, Chaetodontidae. Gene Ontology annotation, biological process: small GTPase-mediated signal transduction; positive regulation of peptidyl-serine phosphorylation. Gene Ontology annotation, molecular function: guanyl-nucleotide exchange factor activity; phosphotyrosine residue binding. The transcript has 11 exons. The record is from RefSeq and is a predicted model, not a curated record. Bases 891 to 2948 code for a protein of 685 amino acids.
ACUUUUGGAUGCCACUUUCAACCUGCCCUACAAACUUCAGGUCAAAGGAUAUCAGAAAAAAGCUGUUUAAAACACCGAUGGCUGCAAAAAAAAAAAAAAAAUAGAAAAGAAAAAAAGGAAAGAAAAAAAAAAUCUCCAUCCUGUCACAUGUCAAGUCUUAUUUUCCUAAGAAUCAUUGUGGUGAGAUUAUUUCAACCUCUUUCCACUACAAAUCAACUUGUUCAUAGACUUUUCAAGAGUUUUCAAAAUAUAAUCAUCAUAUCAAAUAUGUAUUCAUAUAAGUUAAGAUAAAACGUCAUUGAUUCCGGGGGGUUUAAAUUCACAAUCUACCCAACAGUAUGUAAAGUAAUAGAAGUUAGCUAAACCUUUGCCAGCUGUGGCAUUUAAGCGAUGACUCAUGACUGCAUCAGUAAUUAUAAUCCACUAAAUUACAUUAUUCUAAAAUGGCCCAUUCUGCUUCAUGAGUAUUUUGAUAUAUUUUGAUGCUAAUACUUGUACUUUUACUGAAGCAAAAUGUUUAAUUCAUGAGAGAGUAUUUCUACACUAUUACUAUUACUACUAUUAUCUAUGACUAAAGACCCGAGUACUUCUUCUACCACAGCCAUGCUUCAUUACAGAAAACAUAAAAAAAUACGAUUUAAAAUAACUAUUAUAAAACUUUUUUAAAAAAGAAUCUUUUAAAACUAUUAAAGUAUUUUAACACUAGUCAGAUGAUUUGAAUAAUCAUUGCCUUUGAAAAACUUUGAAAAAAAAAAGUUACUUUUCAUAAAAGCCGUAUUGUAAUGAGACAAGUGGUGUGAUUUGAAAAGAGUAAAUGCUGCUUUAUUUCGAGCGUGAAGUCUGAAAACUGAAAGAAAAAGUGAUAACGUCGGGAUGGGGCAGCAGCGCACAUGCGCAGUGGCGCUCCGCCUGCCGCCGUGGGUCAGUCAGUCAGCGGCUUCAAACUCAGUGGCGCUGCGAGCCGGACUGCGCCGGAGAAGAUGUGCGAAGUGGGGCGCAGCAAGUGUCGGUCAUCCCGCUCCGCGGAGGGUGAGGCGACAAGUCUGCAGGAGCGGACAGACAGCAGUGGAGAAUAUGUGAAGUUCUCCAAAGACAAGUUCUGGUUGGAACCGCCAUCGGAGAAACUGAGGAAGCAGCUGGAGGAGGAGCUGAAACUGAGCGGCAACAACCUGAAGAGCCACGCCUGGUACCACGGACGUAUUCCAUGGGAGGUGUCAGAGAGCCUGGUGGUGAUCCACGGUGACUUCCUCAUCAGAGACUCUCAGUCCAGUCAGGGCGACUUUGUCCUCACCAGCCACUGGGAGCAGAGGACACUUCACUUCCUCAUCAGGAAGACAAUGGUUCAGUGUGGUGAGACGUACACUCGGGUCCAGUACAGCCUGGAGGGCGAAGCCUUUGAGUCUUUACCAGCUCUUGUUCACUUCUACGUGGGGAGCAAGGCGGCUCUGACCCAGUGGAGCGGCGCUCAGAUUCACCGGCCGGUGAACAGGACGCUGCCUCUCAGCUACCUGGAGACGGCCUUCUGCGCUGCCAUUCUUCAGCCCUCUGUGGCAGGACGGCGGGCUGACGGCGUGAGCAGCGAGGAGAGGGUCUGUCCGAGAAGUCCUUCCUCUCUCCACCAGAGGGAGGCAGAUGUAAAUAGGGAGCAGGACGACAGGCCUCUGUUAGCAGGUGGAGAAUCCCAGCUCUCGACUCCAUACAACAACACUCACCAGCCCAGAAGCCCUAGCAUUAGCCAGGCUGCCAGCGUGGGUCCAUCCCCGUCCUUCUCCAGGCGCUUGGAUAAUUCCCGACCCCUGCCCUUUCCCAACAACACCCUCCACAGACAGUGUAAUGACGGACCCCAACCUCAUUUGAACCAGGACUCUCCAUCCUCUGAUGCAGGUGGCUGCUGCUACACAGAGCUGUACCCGGGCCCUCAGAGCUAUGUUGAGAGGUUGCGAGCGGAGGAAGGGUCAGUGGGCAUUGAUCCACUGAGGGUGGACGAUGGGAACGUGUACUUCUCCCCGGUGGUGGAGACGGUCUCUUCUUUCAAGCCAAGCAGGUACCAGUCGCCACUGAUGCCCACGGAAAAUAAACCUUUGGAGGUGGGCAUCCUGCGGAGAGUGAAGGAGCUGCUGGCCGAGGUUGACCCCAGGACAGCAGCCAAGCAUAUCACCAAGGCUGACUGCAUGGUGGCCAGGAUCCUGGAGGUGACUCUGGAGGUGCAAAGAAUGAUGGGAGUUAGUUCUGGGAUGGAGCUGCUCACAUUGCCACAUGGCCAACAGUUGAGACUGGACCUGCUGGAGAGGUUCCAGACCAUGGCGACCAUGUUGGCCGUGGACGUGUUGGGCUGCACUGGGACGACUGAGGAAAGGGCCGGCCUCCUGCAUAAAAUCAUCCAAAUUGCUGCUGAGCUCAAGAGCACAAUGGGCAACAUGUUUGGCUUCGCUGCGGUCAUGAGAGCCUUAGAACUGCCACAGGUGUCCCGUUUGGAGCAGACCUGGACAGCCUUAAGGCAGCGACACACAGAGGGUGCCAUUCUGUACGAGAAAACUCUAAGGCCUUUUAUGAAGAGCCUGAAUGAUGGGAGGGAAAGCUGUCCGCUGUCCAACACCACCUUUCCCCACGUCCUACCCCUCCUGUCUCUGCUGGAGAAGAGCAUGGCGUUGGGUGAGGGCACAGAGCCGUGGGAAACGGAAGUUGGGGUGGACGUGGUCAUGUUUCACCUGGGGGCGGCAAGGACCAUCGCUCAGCUGGGGGGCAUCUACCGCUCGAAUGCUGAGAGCAGACUCCACGGUUUCCAGGAGCAGGCGGAGGUCCUGGAGCUCUUCCUGACUGACUUCCAGAUGAGGCUGCUGUGGGGGAGCAGGGGAGCUGAGGAGAGCCAGGCUCUGCGAUACGCUAAGUUUGACCAGGUGCUGACCGCCUUGUCCAACAGGCUGGAGCCACCCGUCAGACCACGCUGACCCCAGACCUGUUUUGAAUAGCUUUGUUUUUUCAGGAUGAGCUCCCUGUCAUGUUCUCAUUCCUACAUGUGACAGCCUGUUGAACACUGAGCAGUUCCUUCUAGCAGCUGGGGUUCUGAUGGCCUUCCAGCUGCCCCUGAGCAUUGAAGGCAUUAAAAGAGAGAACAUGUUGUUUCAAACAGCGAGGCUCCAGCCACAAACACACUUCAUAAGCAUCUAGACUCUAGACAUUAAACUGAACUCAAACAGUUUGGUGAAACUAACCUUUCAUGUGGUUCUGUGGAGCUUGAUUCAGAUUCUUGUUCAAAAGCACAUCAGCGGGAUGAAUGUUAGCUUCUAAUAUGUUGUCAAGAUAAAUGGUUAAUUUCUAAUCCCAGUGUUUUCAGUACCUUUGAAGAUGUGUGGCAGAGUGGUGGCAGGAUGUAUGAGGUAGUGCUGCACCCUGGAGGACAAAACAUCACAAACCAGGAAGACGCAAAAUCUACUGUCACAGCUCAUUGUAUUCUCAUUUACCAUCCUCAUCACAGUCUCAUUUCCCACUAUUUAUAUUUUUAAUUGAGGACUUGUACCACUAUGAGAUUUCAGUGUGCCAAUGCCAGAGUCAGAAAUCAACUUUAUCCUGAAAGAAUCUUUCAGUAAUAUGUUAAAGUUCCUUACCAGAGGACUUGAUCUGUCCCACAAUGAACCAAUGUGAAGGUCAGAUAUCAGUGUAAAUACACAGCACUGCACCAGGUUCUGUUGUGCUGCCGUGGGUUUGUUCUGCAGAAAAACAACUUCUCUGUUCCAGGAAGCCUGAGAUCUGUUUUCAUGAAAAAGUGUAUUAAGAUGAGGCUGUGCCUCAGUCUGUUUGGUAAAUGUAUAGAAAUGUGUUUAUGUCUGUCUGAAGGCUGGACCUUCCCUAAAUCUACAACUGUACCAACUGUAUGUCAUAUUGUACAACCCACUAACAGAAUAACAUUGUAUCCACAUUUCCAGAUUUUGUCUUAUUUUUAUCUCCAUGUGUUAAUCAUUAGGAUUUUCUAAUAUUAAGCAACUAUUUAAUGAGAUUAAAUGUGCUGUAGUCAGUGUUGGGGUCAGUUCACUUUCAGUUCAGUCCUUUUGUUUUUUGUUUUUUAAGUUCCCCUUUUGUCUGUCAUGUUCUUCCUGGUUCCUUCAAAAUAAAAGCUGCAUCUUCUUCGCAUAAUCACACAUCCUGAAGCUCUCAUUGUCACGAUGUGAAUGAGGUGAGUGACCUGACCUCAUCCACACAAAUACAGCCCACAGGUACAGAAAAUGUCUAUGACUUUACGUUAUUAUUAUAGUAUUAAUGUCUAAUGUUUUUCUGAAAUGUGAAAUGUAAAUAAACAUGUUU